Molecule: messenger RNA, 560 nt
Organism: Suillus paluster
Lineage: Eukaryota; Fungi; Basidiomycota; Agaricomycetes; Boletales; Suillaceae
Product: small heat shock protein
Exons: 3
Coding region: 13-498 (161 amino acids)
Biological process (GO): response to hydrogen peroxide; protein complex oligomerization; response to heat
Source: RefSeq, a predicted model, not a curated record
AUAUUUAUUAUCAUGUCCCUUGUUCACUUCCACUACGACCCUUUCACCGAGUUUGAGCGCCUCUUCGACGAUGCGUUCAGCGCUCGCUUCCGCCCCUCUGAUGUUGCUGGCGGCCGGGCCUUGGAAAGUGGCUCUCGCCUCGGGACAUUCCGCCCGAAGAUGGAUUUAGUGGAGGGCAAAGAGAAGAAUGAAGUCACGGCUAUGUUUGAAUUGCCUGGUUUGGGUCCAGACCGUGUCAACAUUGACGUGCAGCAGAACCGCCUCACCGUCUCAGGGGAGAUGUCGACCGCUGAGGAACGCAAAGAGGGGGACUACGCCGUGCGUGAGCGCUCAUAUGGAAAGUUCUCUCGUACCUUGCAACUGCCUGUGGGAACUAAGCCUGAAGAUGUCAAAGCAGAGAUGAACAAUGGAGUCUUGAAAGUUACUUUCCCGAAAGUUGGAAAGGAGCAGGCGCCCAAGAGGAUUACUGUCGAACCCACCACAAAACAAGUUCCUUAAAGUGUUGAUACUGAGAUCUUCCCUGACAGCUUGUACAAUAGUAAUCAAUGAAUCGUUUGGGC